UCAGAGACUCACCAGCGUCCUCCAGCAGUCCACAUUUGACAGCCGGGUCACCUUAGGACAAGGACAUCAAAAUCAUGGUUUUCGAGGAGAAAAUGAUCAUGAAUGGAGAGCCUGAGGUUGAGGAAGAAGAAGAGGAGGAGGAAGAAGAUAUGGUGGAUCCUCUUGAAACGAUGAGACAGAAGUGUGUAGAGACAGAGCACUGCGUCCACACUCAGGCGCGUCUGGAGGAGUGUGAGACAAGAGUUGGCUCUCGGUCAACAGAGGAGGAUUGUACCGAGGAGCUCUUUGACUUUCUCCACGCUCGGGACCACUGUGUGGCACACAAACUGUUUCAUUCUGUCAAAUAAAAUCCAUCCUGAUUGCUGCACCACUGGCUGAUGACAUUCUUCAAAUAAAAUAUUAUGAGGAGAAUAUGGUUUUAAAUACAUCCAUAUGUGGAUCUGCUGUAUGUUGUAACUAAGUGUAAUACUAUAUCUGCUCAUGUGAAGAAAUCAAAGUAUUUAAAAAGGUAAUCUGAGUACACAUUUAUUAAAGUGAAUGGCUUGAACACCUUA
This is a messenger RNA of Scomber japonicus (chub mackerel), 554 nucleotides long. RefSeq names its product cytochrome b-c1 complex subunit 6, mitochondrial (gene uqcrh). The transcript is spliced from 4 exons. The record is from RefSeq and is a predicted model, not a curated record. Bases 75 to 347 code for a protein of 90 amino acids. Gene Ontology annotation, biological process: mitochondrial electron transport, ubiquinol to cytochrome c. Lineage: Eukaryota; Metazoa; Chordata; Actinopteri; Scombriformes; Scombridae.